GCCAUGAAGGUGAAGAAGAGCGGCGGGGCCGGGGCCGCGGCGGCCAGGACCGAGGAGGAGCUGGGCCGAAAGGCGCUCAUCGGGCCCGACGACGUGCUGGGGCUGCAGCGGGUCACCAGCGAUUAUUUGUGCACUCCUGAGGAAAAUGUUUACAAGAUAGACUUCACCAGGUUCAAAAUCCGAGACAUGGAAUCUGGCACAGUCUUGUUUGAAAUCACCAAGCCAGCAGCUUCAGAGCGGGAGCACAAUGACAGGAAGGACGUGGACCCCAACGCCGGACGCUUUGUGCGCUAUCAGUUCACGCCGGCCUUCCUCAGGCUGCGGCAAGUGGGAGCCACGGUGGAAUUCACAGUAGGGGACAAACCCAUUAAUAAUUUCCGUAUGAUUGAGCGGCACUACUUCCGUGACCAGCUGCUGAAAAGUUUUGAUUUUGAAUUUGGCUUCUGCAUCCCCAGCAGUAAAAAUACUUGUGAACACAUCUAUGAAUUCCCCCAGCUCUCGGAGGAUCUCAUUCGAGAGAUGAUCCUGCACCCCUACGAGACACAGUCGGACAGUUUCUACUUUGUAGACAACAAGCUGGUGAUGCACAACAAGGCAGAUUAUUCGUACAGUGGAGGACCUUGAGCGUGGUGGGCUGGACGGCCCCAGCCGUGCUGGCUCCCCUUCCCUCUGGAAGUCGUCAGGGAUCCCAACACCUCCAGCUCCUGCAGUGUCACCUGGACAAGGAUCCACCAACCAAGGACUCUUUGCCGCAGUAGGAGUUUCAUGACAUCUCUUUUGAGCUCUGAAGCAGACCCGGCUCUUCAGAAGUUUUAAGCUAGAAAUGAUCUUUGGAUACCACUUCCCUAAGUUCUUUUGAGUGUCUGCUUUGAAAAUGGCCUUGUGGGACCUGAGGGGUUUUGCCCUAGUUCUGUGAAUUUUAUGUUCUUGCCCUCGAGUAUCUUUUAGGAUUGCUUUCCCAAAGAAUGUAAUCAGAGAAACCACGGGAGUGGAUGGAUGCAGAGGUUUGAGUGGUUGUAUCUCUUUGUGAAUUCUUCAAAGUCCAGUUUAACUUGUCCAGCCUGUUGAAAAUAUCGAGCCAAACAUCUCACAAAGGCAAGCUUCAUCUUCAGACUGGCUCUCUCCACGAGUAUUUCAUCCUUUAGUGUCAAUCCUUCUGUGUAAUGUUCUGUUUAACCUUGGAAACACCAAAACCUGCAAUGAAGAGCAGUAGUUCAGUGACAGAGCUGUGUUAAUUGGGUGUUUUUGCAUUUACAUUCCUUUUACAUUUCAGAUGAAGGUAAAAUGGCAUUGUGGGUCUAUGAACCUCCAUAAAUACAUUCCACUGAUUUCAGUUUUUUUUUGCAGAAUAAUUAGGAAAACCAGGAGGAUUUUAGCUUUAUUUAAC
Pyrgilauda ruficollis (rufous-necked snowfinch) is the source of this 1387-nucleotide messenger RNA. RefSeq names its product unc-119 lipid binding chaperone (gene UNC119). Gene Ontology annotation, cellular component: spindle pole; centrosome; intercellular bridge. The record is from RefSeq and is a predicted model, not a curated record. The coding region runs from base 4 to 624 and encodes 206 amino acids. The transcript has 5 exons. Lineage: Eukaryota; Metazoa; Chordata; Aves; Passeriformes; Passeridae. Gene Ontology annotation, biological process: positive regulation of protein tyrosine kinase activity; nervous system development; visual perception. Gene Ontology annotation, molecular function: lipid binding.